CCUCAGCCGUGCAGAAGUCUCCAUUACCCGGCUUCCAAGAGGAAUUUUGUGGAGCGAUUGGAGCCAGAUACAACUAUGGAGAAGAUAUCAUUCUGUCUUGAUUCUGAUGAUGGCUGGGUGCAAGAAGAGGGAAUCCUGAAGCUAUGUGAGAUACUGAAGGAAGCUGGGCCAGAUGUGUGUGAGUCGGCAGAGUUUGGCCGGCUGACGGAGCAGCUGACGGCCCGGCGUCCGUCGGUGGCGCGCCGCGCCGCCGUCGCUCUCGUGCAGCUCGUGCGCCAGGCGGUGGUGCCGCUGCCGGCCGCGCUGCGCGCCACGCUGACAUCGGUGGCCGUCGACAGCUCUGGUGAUUGUCUGGUAUGGACUGUAACAGAGCUGGUGGAGCUGACACUGCUGGCUGCUGCCGGCGGCCAGAAAGCGGCCAGUCCACUGACUGGCGCCUACCACCCUCACGUGAAGUUGCUGCGCGCGCUACCGCUCCGUUGGCCACAACUGGUGGUCGAGGUUGAGCGGCUGCUGCUGGCCGACACCAGUGUCACGUACCGGGACCUGGCCGUGGAGUACGUCAGCCCGCUGCUCUGGGCCAGCUGCGGCCAGCACGCCCCGGCCGGACUGCGUCACGGCCUGGUGGCGGCUCUCUGCCGACUGGCACGACUCAGCAGGAGCUCCCGGCCCGUGCUGCGGGCCCUGGGCGUGCUCGCUCGACUCCGGGCGCCGGCCGACCAGCUAGCCUGGGAGUUGCCGGCCCUCUGCCGCCUGCUGGUCGACUUCGCGCUCGAAGUCGACGACCGUGCCCUGCUCCGGGCGUUGACCCCGCUCAGCGUGUGCUGCCUGAAGUGGCGGAUGACGGAGGGUCUCAGUGACGUCACCUCGGCUGUUGAUGACGUCAGGCGGCUGUUGGAACUGGGAUUGGGCGGUGACGUCGAGCUGAUUCUGUUGUCUGACAUCAUCAGUCAGUCGUCUGCCCUGUCGCUGCUAUCCGGCCAGCUGAUCGAAACAGCGGUUCUCCUGCUGGAGCGGGGCCGCUGGAGCGCUCCGGAGCUGGCCGCCGCCACCCUGCUCGCCCACACGCUCCGGGACACGGAGGAGGAGAGGCAGCCGGAGCUGGCGCUGGCGCUCCUGCGUGCCCUGCCAGAGCUGGCCGUCAACAAGACGCUGGUGCCGCGGAUCGUGCGGUUGCUGACCGGCCUGGUGAGCGCGGGCGGGCUGCUGGCGCCCGAGGCGGUCCGGCUGCUGACCGCCCUCUGGCGCCGUGAAGCCCGCUGUCUGCCCUACCUGCUGGACCUGGCCGCCAUCGCCGACAUCUGUCAGCAUAACCCGUCCGCGGGCAAGGACCAGCUGUCCGUGCUCUCGCGCGUGCUCACCGAGCUGGGCGACGCGCCGAGCGCGGCCGCCUGCAGUCUGGCACUGACCGGCAUCGCCGCCCUCUGCCGCGCCCAGCUGCUCGACGUGCGCACCACGUGGCGCAUCCUGGCGCCCCAGCUGCGCCAGGAGCGGCGGCCGGCCGUGCUGGCGCGCUACAUGGAGUUCCUGGGCCUGGUGCCGCAGCUGCACGUGCCCAGCGAGGAGUACGAGGUGUUCACGCGCCAGGUGGCCGCCGUGCUGUGGCAGCGAGUGGCGCAGCCACGGCCCGAGUCGGUGGCACGUGCCGCCCUCCGCGCGCUGGCCGAGUUCAAGCCGGGCACCUUCCAGCUGAAGAUGCUGCCGGCCGCCGCCAGGCAGGGCCUGGUCGUGCCGGCGAAGCUGAUCGCGACGCCGGCAGACGCCGCUAAGAGGCCGGAGGACCUGCUGAACUACGUGCCUGGCGAGUGCUUCACGCUGCUGCUGUCCGUCCUGCCGCCGCGCCUGCUGUCUGAGUACGGGCUGACGCUGACCGCCCUGGUCCGCCGCGAGGUGCAGCUGAUCGGCCGAGGCGUCUACUUCACCGCGAAGGAGCGUUCGCGCCGAGAGGGCGGCGAGCCUGCUUCCCUCUCCUACCUGGAGCCAUCGAGCAUCCUGCGCGCGCUGGUGGUUCGUCUCCAGCAGACAGCAGACUCUGGCGCGCUGGCAGCGGGGAAGCGCACGCCUCGCUGA
This is a messenger RNA of Pollicipes pollicipes, 2070 nucleotides long. RefSeq names its product focadhesin-like. Gene Ontology annotation, biological process: regulation of post-transcriptional gene silencing. NCBI's taxonomy places the organism in Eukaryota, Metazoa, Arthropoda, Thecostraca, Pollicipedomorpha, Pollicipedidae. The coding region runs from base 76 to 2070 and encodes 664 amino acids. The transcript is spliced from 20 exons. The record is from RefSeq and is a predicted model, not a curated record.